Molecule: messenger RNA, 1985 nt
Organism: Neltuma alba
Lineage: Eukaryota; Viridiplantae; Streptophyta; Magnoliopsida; Fabales; Fabaceae
Exons: 7
Coding region: 294-1721 (475 amino acids)
Source: RefSeq, a predicted model, not a curated record
ACGAUUAUUCACAGCAAAUCGCGUUUCUUUCAAUUUGCCGGAUCCCCACCAUAGCCUGCACCCUCUCUCUCUCUCAGUUUUACUCGUCUCUGCCGCAGUAAUUUAAUCUUCUCUCUCACUUGUUCCACUUCCUGAAUUUGCUUCUGCUGCUGAUUCCGUUAUUCCGGCUCAUCCGUGAACCUUGAUUUCUCUGCUUGUCUUGAUUAAGAACUCUAGCUUUUUUGGUCCUGGAUUCGUUCAGCGAUUGCUUCCAAUUUUUAUGGAUAGGUUUUGACUUCUUUGGAUAGGGCGAAAUGUCAGUGGAGAGGUCGUUCGAAGCGUGGGAGGAGGUCCAGCGGCAUGGCCACGAUCUGGCCGAUCGCCUUGCGCAGGGUUUCACCGGAUUGAUUCAGUCUCACAUCAACCCUCCUCCUUUCACUUGGCCUACUCCUCCGAAAUCGAAGCUCUUUGAUCUGGAAUUCCCAAGUCAGAAUUUUGGGAAGAGGGAUUUCGGAUUAGCGACGGAGAAUUAUGGAAUCGAUGGGGUUUCGGCGAUUUUUGAUAUCGGUAACAGGAUUGGGCAAGCUGGAGCGGACUUUGGUGCGAGCUUGAAUGGGUUAGUUCAGCAGUUUUUCAGGUCGCUGCCAAUACCGUUUAAGCAGGAGGACACGGUGAUGGCUUCCGUUCGGAUGGAAGGAGAUAAAGGCAGGAUGAUAACUGAUUUCGGGAUUAAUAUGCAGGAAGAUUUGGGAUCGCUGAGUGAAAGGUUGAAAAAUUAUGGAUUUGCUGAAAAUGAUACUGGUGCCGGUGCUGCUGCAUCGUCGGAUGAAGAAAUUGGUGGCUUUAACCUGAGUUCAGCUGGUCUUCUGGGUAGAAGACAGGGAGUUAUAAAUGUUUCAUCCACUUAUGAUAGUAGAACUCAAGAGGUAGAAGGUUCUUUAGCUGCAAGGGGAGAUCUAUGGAGAGUAGAGGCAUCUCAUGGCAGUUCUACAUCAGGAAAUGAAAAUUCAUCUCUUUUCCUUGUUCAACUUGGACCUCUUCUCCUUGUUCGUGAUUCAACCCUCCUUUUGCCUGUCCACCUGUCCAAGCAACACUUGCUUUGGUAUGGCUAUGACAGAAAGAAUGGAAUGCAUUCUCUUUGCCCAGCAGUGUGGUCAAAACACAGAAGGUGGCUGUUGAUGUCCAUGCUAUGCCUCAAUCCCUUAGCUUGUUCAUUUGUGGAUCUUCAAUUUCCUAAUGGACAGUUGACCUAUGUGUCUGGAGAGGGUCUAAAUACUAGUGCCUUCCUUCCUUUUUGUGGGGGUCUUCUACAAGCUCAUGGUCAAUAUCCAGGAGAAAUGAGAUUCAGCUUUUCAUGCAAGAACAAGUGGGGAACAAGAAUCACACCAAUGGUACAAUGGCCUGACAAGUCAUUUUCCUUUGCUGUUGCUCAGGCCUUGGCCUGGCAGAGAUCUGGUCUCAUGGUGAGACCAACUAUUCAAUUCAGUGUCUGUCCCACCUUUGGUGGAAGCAAUCCUGGGCUGCGGGCUGAACUCAUUCAUUCAAUCAAGGAGAAACUGAAUUUAAUCUUUGGAUGUGCCUUCAUGACAUAUCCUUCUGCCUUUGCGUCAAUAUCCAUUGGAAGAUCGAAGUGGAAUGGAAAUGUAGGAAGCUCGGGUCUGGUUCUGAGAGUCGAUGCCCCUCUCUCCAAUGUCGGGCGACCUUCUUUCUCUGUUCAGAUAAAUAGUGGCAUUGAAUUUUAAAGGCCUCCAUAUUUUCUUAGAUAAGUGUAUAUAGGUUUAGUCAACAGCUACUUGCAAGGUCUUUUUUGUUGGGAGCUGCCAAUAGCAAGUAUACCGUGUUCAUGUGAAUAGAAAAAUCUUGACCCGAAAAUCGAGACCUUAAAUUGAUAUCACUAUGAAAAUCGUGUCUUGGGUGCGUGGUGUACUUACUAAUAAAAGUUCCCUCUUGUCAAGCAGCAACUUGAGUUUCAUACAUUGUUGUUAAUUGUUUCUUACUCCUCCUUA